This is a messenger RNA of Patiria miniata (bat star), 8178 nucleotides long. Its product is annotated as thyroid adenoma-associated protein homolog. NCBI's taxonomy places the organism in Eukaryota, Metazoa, Echinodermata, Asteroidea, Valvatida, Asterinidae. The coding region runs from base 1334 to 7174 and encodes 1946 amino acids. The transcript is spliced from 31 exons. Gene Ontology annotation, biological process: tRNA methylation. The record is from RefSeq and is a predicted model, not a curated record. Gene Ontology annotation, cellular component: cytosol.
GUAUUCUGAAUUUACGUGUAAAAUCGAUCCUGCACUCGCAAAAUCAUGAAAAUGUGGAUGCUACUAGUCAACAACACAUUUUGACGAUUGCAAAAUAAGUUUUCGGAAGGUAGGCCUACCCUGCAGAAAUAGCCUAGUGUGGAAGAAGGUUGAUAGAACGAUACACGUCGGGCAACACAUAUAAAACAACAGCAUGCCUUCGAUGUGGCAGAACCUGCGAGGGCGCUUUGACCGCAGCAAAAACCCGGCAUGGGGUCGGGGAGUGUCCUUACUGUACGGCAUGGGGGUUUGGACCAUGCUGGGGGUGCUGUUCCUCAAAUGGAUGCAAGGUGCCGACAGCUUCGGGGCCACCCACCUGGGAGUAGCACAGGAAACCUUCCAGGAAAUGUCAGAAGAGGAAAAAAACGAGCUCAUCAAGAACAAGAACCAGGCCACUUGGAAAAGACAACAGGAGCUGGCUGAGCACGUCGCGGAAAACGUCUACAAACCGGUGGAUUUUAUGGGAUGAUAUUCUUGAAAGGAAAAACGGACAAGGCUAACUCUUUUUUAAUACGAGGUUGAGCUGAGAAGGUGGAUGGUAUUGGAUUUGAACUUUCAUUCUGCAGAACAAUGUAUUGAUGCUGUACCAACCAGAGCUGUAUAGAAAAUGUCUACAAACCAGCAAAUUUCAUAGGUGAAACUCUUGAAGGGGAAACGGACAAUGUUAAUUCUUAUCAAAUACGAAGUAGAACAAAGAAACUGAAUGGAACAGGAUUAGAACCUGCAAGCUGAAGAACGAUGUACCAGUGCUGUACCAACCAGAGCUGUGCAGAAAAUGUCUAUAAACCGGUGAAUUUCUUACAUGAAAUUCUUGAAGCGGCAAUGGACAAUGCUAACUCUUAUCAAAUACAAGGUAGAACAAAGAAACUGAAUGGAACAGGAUUUGAACCUUUGAGCUGCUGAACAUUGUACCAGUAUUGUACCAACCAGAGCUGUGCAGAAAAUGUCUACAAACCGGUGAACUUCUUAGAUGAAAUUCUUGAAGAGGCGAUGGACAAUGCUAACUCUUCUUAAAUACGAGGUAGAACAAAGAAACUGAAUGGAAAAGGAUUUGAACCUUUGAGCUGCUGAACAUUGUACCAGUGCUGUACCAACCAGAGCUGUCCAGAACACGUCUACAAACUGGUGGAUUUCACUGGAAGCAAUUCCCGAAAGGGAAACGGACCUGGCGAACUCGUCUCAAAUACGAGAAUAGGCUCCAGAGAAACUUAGAAACAGGCAACCACACAUUGAGAGCAUUGUGGAGGAAGAGUUUCAGAAACUUAUAACCGCAUCAUCAUCAUCCGGGCAGGGAAUGAGUGCAGACGACUUGAACAAAGUGUCCAGCCUGCUGGAGUCCAGUGAUCUCAUCAGGGGCUUCCUAAGAAGCAACUUCCUUCAAAUCCUCUCCUCUGUUGCCCUAACUCUAUGCUGUGAGGUAGAGACACAGAGCACACCGGACACCGGCUGUGUUCAGCCCAGCAGAGUACCGGCUAUGGAUGCAUGUUACCAAGCAGCCAAGGUGUUUCUGCAAAUGUGCCAGCAUGGCCAGGAUGAUCUUCAACCGUUACUAUGGGAACCAAGUAACGGUUGUCAUGAGGACCUGUAUCUGAUUAUUUCAGGUCUACUCACUCUGUUGGAGGAUCAGCGGUUUUCCAAAGACUGUGGUCUGAUGGCUGGUAGUUCCCUAGCCAUGAUGUUGAACUCGGCCCCUGACCCAAGACAAGCUGCAGUGGCUGUAGCUAACCUACUGGACAGAUAUUCAAGACAACAAAGUGACAGAGGCCCCCAGACCUUACAGAUUGGACAGUUUGUGCUGAGUGCCACACCUAUGGAGCCCCUCCCACCCUUGAAGCCACUCCCACCUUCUUCCAUGAUGUUCCCUCAGCUUGCCGUUACUAGAGGCGUUCUAACGUGCUGCAACAAGGCGAUACUGUUGGAAGAUGUGUCGGCCAAUCAAGAGCACCAUCUCCUUUGCACCGAGGUACUCUUUCCUGUGGUGUGUGAUUUAUGCAAGGCGGCGGAUGGGGAGUUGAAAUAUCAUGCAAGCGAAGCUUUGAAACUUUACCUUCAAGCCCUGAAGCCCCUCCUUCCGACCCUCCUCAGAGAGUCGAGCCAUCCUCGGCUUUUUGGCCCGGACACGGCCCAUACUCGGGCUGUCUUGCAGCUAGUGUGGCAGGAGUGGCAGAGUCCAGUGGAUGGAGUGGCUGAAAUGAUCCGGUCAGCCUUGACCAACUUACUGGACCUACACCAUCAGGAGAACAAGGGGAGAGACAGUGAGAACUCUCAGCUGCUAGACUCCAUCACCAGCAGUCUCCUGAACACAGCGUGGCACGUCAAGGGCCGGUACCACCUCCUGACUAGUAUAGUACCCCGCAUCAGCGCCCUCCAUCUCCUGCAAACUCGGCCGAACCUCCCCAAGGAACUCCUGCGCUGUCUGGGGACUAACUAUCUUGCCGCGGCAGCCACGGAGCUGCACAAUGCGCUGGUACGGAGGCUAAAGGAGGAGGUUGUCACAAAGAGGAGGGAGACUGGAGGACAGAGACUAGGAGAUGAUAAGGAGAUGUUGGCAGAGAGAUGGGGAAGCCUGUGGAAAGAUGUAAUGCUGGAAGGGAUAUGCAGCGAUGAUAGCUUGGUGAGAUACCACACUGCCAAGUACUGGCUUCCUGCUGCCUUGAAGAGCUUCCCCGGUUGCUUUCACUUCCUCAUGAGAGAGUUGGUCAAAGCAUCAACAGACCAGCCUUUGGAAAAACAAGUUGAUGAAGCUGACGUCAGACAACUACAUGCGCGCAUCGUCCUUCUCAAAUACGCAAGGAUCAACAGCCUGCUGGAUGCUGAUUGGUUUGACACAUAUCACAACACCAUCUCAGCUGGACUCUGGCACACAGAGGAUGAAAUCCAAGCAGACGCCUUUGCUUGUCUCUGCUGCUCCCCAAAGAAAUCAGAGCUUCCCUCGGAUGCGGAGAUGCGCUUGUUCCGCGAAACCCUACCUCACUUCCUGAACUCGGACUCGGCAGCCUUCCGCAACCAGCUGCGACACAACACGGGCGCGUUCGUCGCUAGGACGUGCGACGGCGGUCUAGUGCUGGUGAAACAUCUCAAAAAACUCAGGGCAAAAACGGAGAUAAGAAAUCUCCAUCAGGAGAAGGAUGACACAAAAGUAGACAGUGUAGAAAAACCGAAAAGAAAUGCUGCAGGUGUCAAGAAAGGACUCUCUGAAAUUGAGAAAGAGCAGGUGUCAGCUCUUAAGGAAAGACUCCUCCAAGCACUGGACUGCCUGGAUUGGUUAGCUGAAGUCUGUUUUGUGUCUCUGUUCCCCGGAGCAUGCUACCAACGGAAGCGGACAGCCCAUGAUAUUCUAGGAGUUGUAUUUGAAGCUUUGCUGGGUGAUAAGCAGCAGAAGUCCAAAGAUACUUCUUCAGAGAAUUUGAUGGCAUGGGCUUUAGCCCAUGGAAAAUGCAACUUGCUCUCUGCAAGGAAUGCAUCUCUACUCCUAGAAUGCAUCCAAGAUGGCUCCAACGACCUGAGGUCAUCGUCAUACCAUCUCCUCUCCACCUACUACCCAGCUGCUCUACCCUCCUCCCCUGCCUACCCACAAACCUCCUCCUCCCAAGUCAUGUGCCUGGCCUUGCAGCUGGUGUCUAGCCCCAAGGUGCAGGAGAGCGAGGCAGGGGCACUGCUCACCAAGCGGAUAUUCUACAAACACUCAGUGGUCAAGUGCCUCAAGAAACUUGACAGUGACCUCAGCACCCCUCCCGGCUCGCCGGUCAAAUCCAACGGCCCCUCUGCUGAGAAUGGACCGGUCCAUUUUGUGGAGAGUUUGUUAACGAGCCUGGCGUACCAGUUGAAGUGCUGCAAGAAAAACCUGCUGCAGGCUGCAGCGGUUACACCCAUGCACGGUUUGAUACGUGCCAUCCGAAGGUGCGUGACUGACCAUCCAUCCACGCUGGAGUGCAUCUUUGCAUCAGACCCUACCAACUGGUCCACCCUGAUGCAGAAACUCCUGGCCACAGUUCAAGACAUCACUGGCUUCAUCCUCCUCAUAUUGUCCGGCCGAGACACGGCGAGCCCCGUCACGGAGGAGAAUCGGGCUUCGACGACGAUGAUGGCGCCCUCAUUUGGCCAGAUGGGAGAGGCCAUCGAGAAGCUGAUAGCUGACCUAGCGGCCUACCGGGUUGGGGAAGGGGAGGAGUCAGGGGAAGGAGGGGGAGGCGGAGGAGAGGAGAUGCUGGCACUGUCUGAGGAGCAUCAGCUGAUUCUGGCCUGCUGCUGGCUCAAUCUCAAGGAAUGUAGUCUACUCCUUGGAGCUUUGGUGGAAACCAUGCCGCUGUGCGGUGAAGAUGACCCGGGUAUCUUGACCUUUGACCAGCUGACCCUGAUGGCCGACAUCUUGGUGGAUGUCCUGACCAGGUGCCGGCACAAGGGUGCUAUUGAUGGCUGCAACCAGGGCUUUGCCAAGCUGUGCUCUCGUCUGCAGGCCAGUCACUGCCCCAAGCUCCAGGCCAUACCCAAGACCAUUUUGGACAGGGUUCUAGGGAUGGUCACUCAAGUAGGGGCCGGGUCGUCGUUUACCAAGAAGAGUGCGGGGCUCCCCCUGUUGGUGGAGUCUAUCGUCAGUGCUGAGCCCCGGGGGCGUGAGAGACCCUUACUGACCUACGUCAUGAGGCAGCUGAUGGACAUAGCCAGCCAGCCCCUCCCACCCGACCCCAAUGACAGGCUGGACCUACCCCAGGCCCACGCCCUCAACGUCAUGAUGGCACUCUUCCGCUGCUCCGCGGUGGGCACUGAUAUUUUAAGGCAUUGCUCCUCGGCGGUGGAGAUGGCCAUUGGUGGGUUUGCCUCGCCCUGCUGGAUGAUCAGGAAUUGCUCCAUGAGACUAUUUGGCACUCUGAUUGCCCGCAUAUUCGGACAGAAGAAAGUUCAGGACGAGCACUCCCAAAUCAACGCCAUGUCAGCGGCCACAUUCUUCACCCGCUACCCGACACUGAAGCAGUUCCUCCUUAAGGAGUUGAAGAAGUUCAACCGUGGAGGGGCGGAGCCAGGGAGCGAGGAUGAUGGGGUGAUGAGGUCAAAGGUCACAGAUGAGGAAAGAGGGCCAGAAGCCCUGGGACAGGAGCAAGGCAGAGAGGAUGUUUUGAGCUGUACUGAUGACACAGGCCUUGAGAUUCUAAGAGAUGCGCGCUUCCAGGAGGGCAGGGUAGAGUGCAGAGGGGAGAAGGGAAGGCUGUUCCUCCAUCCAAGCUUACACCCUGUGCUGACUUUGCUGUCCAAGCUGGGGCCUGGUGUCGGCAGUGACGAUGUUCAGUCACUCCGUGAAUUCAUGCAACCGGUCCAACAGCUGGCCGGCAGUGCAAUCUAUGCAGUACGGGAGCUGGCGGCCCGCUCACUGGUUCCCCUCAUACCGCAGUGCGACAUGCCACAGAAGAUCGCCGGUAUCAUCCACCAGCUGCCUAGCAGUGCCCAGUCCGUCCGAGAUUUCAAUCGUCUCCAUGGAGACCUGCUACAGGUGGAGAAGUUGUUUGAGGCCGCCGAGCAGAAUGAAAGUUUUCAACAGGAAGACUUGGUCUGUAUUCAAUCCAAGCUUAGCUCCCGAACAUGGAUAGCCGGGGACAGCAACCCCUGUGCUCCAAUCAGAGCCCUGUUUGUCAAUGUGGCCCUGGCUGUAAUUGCAGAGUGUCACCGAGUGUGUCCAGGUUCAGGGGCCAUAACCUGUGUGUCAAAAAUGAUGGACAUUUUGAGGGGAUAUUUUGAGAGCGCUCCUCCACCAUUUCAGAUUGGUAUAGCUACACUCAACGGUGUCAUGUCAGCUGCCUACCUUCGCUUGAUCACACUGACCUCAGAUACCGUGACCCCUGACCUGCUGACCUCAGCUCAGGCCCUUUUGACCUCGCAUGACUCCGACGUGAAAUUGGCAACUCUAGCAUACCUACAAUCAAACGUGACGGACAUUCUUGACUGCGGCGAUGUGUCCAGAAUACAGACACUCCGAGAAAAACUAGCAAACUUGUUGACAGACGCUGAACUAGACAUCAGAUGUUUAGAAAAGGCUCUUGCAUUGUGGGUAGACUUGGGACAAGGGGAAGGGCCUGUAUCCGAGCUGCCCUGUGAUUGGCAGUGCCUGUGGAAUGCACUGACGGGAUUGGUGGAGGGCAAAAGGGGGAGUGGCCUGCUUGCCGCUGCAUUGCCUGCUAUUGGUCAGAUGUUACAAUGGAGCAUACAGACUAAUCAAAACAGUUGGGUGUAUGUUGACGUCUGGUGUAACUGGAUGGUCACAUACAGCCAUCCCUCUCAAUGCGAGACCAAACGAUUAGCUACCGUUCAGUCCGUGAGAAUAGCUGCACCGAUAGUAUGGAGCAAAAUAGCAGACGAACACACCGAGGACCAAAUAGAUAUAGCUUUGGACUUGCUGAUUGCGCUGCUACACCUCUUACAAGAUGAGGACCAAGACAUUCGAUUGGCAGCUGCUGGGCUUGUGUCGCUACGGUUACCCAGAGGAGCACACUGUCUGCAAUUCAGUCAUCUUCACUGCAAUGUUGCUCAACAGGUGUUAGUUGACUACCUGUGUCGGGCGUUCUUCUGGUCUCCCAAAUUCAUGACAUCAGUUCUCGGCUUGCUUCAGGGAUCAGUGGAUUUAUCAGAAGCCACCCACCAACUUGCUUCUGGUGGUACUCAUCUGUUUGGACAAGAGAGUGCCAACAUUUAUGCUGAGGGUGUCAUGGAGGCAAAGGUUCUGUACCAAGCACUUGUGGAGACAGUAGAGAGGGAGCAAGCAGCCAAUCCCGAGAGCUUCCAGACCUGGCUGAGCAGCUGGUGUGAGGCAGCCCCCCUGCUGGUAGAUGCACAGGAAGAUUUAGCCAUCACACUGCAGAUACUUGAGACCGGUGUAACAAUGGGUGGGACAUUAUGUGGCGUGUCCAGCCACAGUAAACCCUACCAAACCAUCUACAGACAACUGCUGUAUGUAAGGUUCCUGUGUGGUGUAACCAAGAUAUUAGAUGCAGACGAGGUCGUUUUGGGUGCCAUGAAUGAACUACAGCUGACCCUCAAGCAAAUAGCCGAGAUGCCGUCUGUUCAUCCAUGCCUGAAGACUGAACUAUCUUCUCUUUCCCAGUUCAUCACAAGCCAACUGGAAUUGAAAGCAACAAAUGCACCUUAGCUUUGGAUGAGACGGCCCAUGUUGAACUUUCCCCCCUCAUUUUCCCCCCAUAUCCAAGGAUUUCGCAGCAUUAUUUAUUUUCAACUAAACCCAGGCAAGAGAAUCCUCCACGGAUCCGCGGAUUUCAGACUUCUGGAGAAAAACUAAACUUAAAAUUGUUCCGGGGCCCUUAAGCAGGCCCCGGAUCCCACGCCGUAAGGAAUUCACGCUUACACGCUCGCAUUAGUCCUCGGAGCACAAAUGAACCCUAUGUUAACAUUUUCAGACUUUUUGGUGAUUUUGUGUUCUCAUGCCUGUAAACCACAAAGGGAAACUGACUAGGUGCAUAAGCGUAGUUGAAAGAAAUUGACUGAAGCCGGGUUUGAACCUGCGACCUCUGGAUUGCCAUUCCGGUGCUCUACCAACUUAGCUAUCCGGCCCUAUGUUGACGGUUCCCCACUUCGUCAAUGUCUUUGUUCAAUGGGCGCUAGCCAGAAGCCAUAUACACCUGUAUAUUCCAUGUAGCCAGGGAUCACACCCAAAGUCACAACAUCUCUAACAUACCCCCUUUUAACACACUGUCUACAGCGACAGCACAUUGCAGCUUAACUCACUUCUUAUUCAGCAAACUUUGAAACAGUGGUUUUGUAGGCUUUUGUUUUGAAAUCAGUGGUACUCGGUCAUCCAUGACUGAAGAGACGCACAUGACAUAUCAAAGAAAAGCUAAUGAACUACCCUUUAACUUAAGAUGGAGCCACUUUGACAGUGUUCAAGUGCAUAACUUUUACAUUUUAACCAUUACUUUUGGAUUACCUUCAUUUUGAUACACCCUGUAAAUUUAACUUUCAAAUUAGGAUCAAUUGGAUCUGCUCUGUUAAUCAGCAAUAAAGCCUGCAUGAAGCAAUUUUGCCUUUGAAGUAUUAUUAAUUUGAGACAGUUACAACGGCGGAUCCAGGGGGACCCCCCAAAAACAUUGGUCAAAGUGGUUAGAAAUUGCCUCUGAUCGCACCACAGAGCAUCUAGAA